Molecule: messenger RNA, 468 nt
Organism: Camellia sinensis
Lineage: Eukaryota; Viridiplantae; Streptophyta; Magnoliopsida; Ericales; Theaceae
Source: RefSeq, a predicted model, not a curated record
AUGAAGAAGUUGGAAGACCAAGUUGAGGCUGCCAUCAAGGCCCAAAAUGUUGCCGAAGAAAAAGCAGAAUUUGCCGAGGCCAUAAAGAAGGUUCUUGAGUCUGAAAAGAGGGAGGUUGAGGAGAAAACGGCCCAGGCCCAGAAAGAAUUGCAAAAGGCCUUGGCCACGAAGGACGCCGAGCUCAAGGCAGCCGAUGAGAAGGGCUAUAAUGAGGGGGUGGCUGAUGUUACGGUGGACUAUGAAAAGCAAGUAAAGCAGGCAUGCAACAAGGAUGAGGAGGGUGGGGAGGUUCCCAAAGAUGCUACAGCUAAAAAGGCAUCAGCCGACGUGAUUCUUGCCAACAAGAGCCUUGAUGAAACCCUUCAAGAAAUUGAUGCCGAGCUUGCAGCGGAAAAGGCUGCCAAGGUGUCUUCCCAACAGUCGUCCGAACUUCAGACCCAACCAUCUGUUGUUGCCGAAGAGUCUUGA